This is a messenger RNA of Sorghum bicolor (sorghum), 1180 nucleotides long. RefSeq lists its product as uncharacterized. Lineage: Eukaryota; Viridiplantae; Streptophyta; Magnoliopsida; Poales; Poaceae. The coding region runs from base 236 to 850 and encodes 204 amino acids. The record is from RefSeq and is a predicted model, not a curated record. The transcript has 3 exons.
UCUGGCUCGUACACCGCAAGCGAACUCUGCAACCCUUCAUCUAUUUGAAGCCGGAUCUGCUAGCUAGGCAAAGCACUCGACGGCCGCACGGCACGGCGGCAAGAGGCAACACGCGCAGCAGCCUGAUCGUGGUGGCGGACCGCCGCCAUAGCAACGUCGCUGUUGGCCAGGCAUCACGCGGCAGCCUGCACGGGGCCUUGAUUGCAGCCAUCUACAAGCUCAAGUUGUGUCAACGAUGGAUUCUGAAGAUGAGUUCGAUACAUUUGUACAGAAUGAAAUACUUGAGUCCUCAUCUUCAGACAAUGGGGAUGAUUUAUAUACUGCUACGCACAUAGUUGGAGAGGUCAAUGACAAUGAACCAAAUCGUCGAGGAUCUAUCGAGGGACAUCGUGUAUUGGAUCGAGAUAGGCAAUCUGGGCACUCCAGACUUUUUCAAGACUAUUUCUCAGAUGAUCCUACAUAUGGGCCGGACCACUUCAGGCGCAGAUUUCGAAUGAGGCGCCAUGUGUUUGUUCGUAUAAUGAAUGCGGUUGAGGAGCAUGAUGACUACUUUGUGCAAAAGAGAAAUGCAGCCGGUACCUUAGGACUAUCUUGUUUGCAGAAGGUGGUGGCCGCAUUUCGGAUGAUAGCUUAUGGUGUAGCAGCUGAUGCUACAGAUGACUAUGUACGAAUUGGGGAGAGUACUACUCUAGAAAGUUUGAGAAGGUUUGCCACAGCUGUUGUUGAGGUAUUUGGACCUGAGUACAUGAGAUUGCCUAAUGAGCAAGAUACUGCUAGACUACUUGCAAUUGGUGAGAGUAGAGGUUUUCCGGGAAUGCUAGGCUCUAUAGAUUGCAUGCAUUGGACCUAGAAAAAUUGUCCUGUUGCAUGGAAAGGUGUAUUUCGCGGACACAAAAAGGAGUCUACUGUAAUUCUAGAAGCAGUUGCAUCUAAAGAUCUUUGGAUUUGGCAUGCAUUCUUCGGGAUGCCAGGCUCACAUAAUGAUAUCAAUGUUCUUCAAAGGUCUCCUAUAUUUGCAAGACUUGCUGAAGGUGAAGGUCCACAGGUCAUCUAUAACAUCAAUGGGAACGACUAUACAAUGGGCUAUUAUCUUGCAGAUGGCAUAUAUCCAUCUUGGGCUACAUUUGUGAAUGUAAAUUUGGCUAAUAUGAGGAAAAAACAGCUCCCAACAGAUUGUCUA